Molecule: messenger RNA, 984 nt
Organism: Rotaria sp. Silwood2
Lineage: Eukaryota; Metazoa; Rotifera; Eurotatoria; Philodinida; Philodinidae
Source: the annotation of a GenBank genome assembly
AUGGUAAAUACAUUAAGUCCAGAUAGUUUAUCGAAUGAAAAAUUAGAAAAAGAUGUUUUACAAUUAUGGGAUCAUUUCUAUGAAUAUAUGUCUAAUACAUCAACAUUAUUAUUACCAGAUAAAAAUCGUAGUACAACAAUAUAUUCACCAAAAGAUCAUUCAUUACGAAUACCAAAUUUUGAUUUUCAUUUAAGUGAUUUAUAUGUUUUAGUUCAUAAUAAUUUAGAUUUUUUACGUAAUGUUCUUGAUUCUGUUUGGAAAAAUACAACACUUCUUUUAACAUUAUUAUCAACAAUUAUUUCUUUACUUUUUACUGGAGGUUUUGCAUUACUUAAUUUUCUUGUUUCAUUUAUUGUUUUUGUUACUUUACUUUUUUAUCUUCUUUCGCAUUCGGAUGAACCUACAUAUCGACCUACUGAAUGGUUAAAUAAUACAAUAUCUGUUGGUGGAAAAGGUUUAGGUAAAGCAGUUAAUGAUGCAGUUACAAGUGUUUUUGUUGCUUCAUUGAAAAUUGCGGCUUUUUAUGGUCUUUAUACCUAUGUAUUACAUACAAUCGUUGGUUCAAAUCUUGUUUUUUUACCAGCUGUCAUUGCAUCAAUAUGUGCUGUUACUUUAAAAUCUUAUUGGGCAGCAUUACCUGGUUGUCUUGAUGUAUGGCUUGUACAACAACGACCAUUAGCUGCUUUAAUUUUAUUACUUGGUCAAAUUGCACCAACCUAUGUUGUUGAUACAGCUAUUUAUAGUGAAGUUAAAGGAGGUGGACAUCAAUAUUUAACAGCAUUGGCUAUUGCUGGAGGUGUUUAUUAUCGAGGAAUUGAAGGAGCUUUAAUAGGUCCAAUUGUAUUAUGUUGUUUAUUGGUUGGUGUAAGAUUAUACAAUGAAACAAUGGCUACAACAUUAUCUUCAAAUCAAGAACAAGAACCUUUGACAUCUUCAUUAAAUCAUCAAACACAACCUCUGAUGCGUUCUCAUAGUGAACAAUAA